AUGGUGCUUCUCCCAGAUCAGCGAGCAUACGUAUGUGAUCGAUGCCAGAAAUCAUUCUCGCGAGCAGAUACUCUCCGAACGCAUCUCAGUUCCGUCCAUUUCAAACAACGAACCCACACCUGUGAGUAUUGUCAGGAAUCUUUUUCUCAAAAGGUUCACCUCAGCACCCACAUAAAGUCCGUCCAUUUGAAGCAACGGCCUUACACUUGCGAACACUGUACAGCAUGCUUCUCAAGAAGAAACAUCCUCCGAACUCAUGUUUCCACUGUUCAUCUGAAGCAACGCGUUCACACAUGUGACUACUGCGGGAAGUCGUUUCCCCUCAGUUCUCACCUGCUAGAACAUAUGGCCAUUCACCUGAAGGGUCAAAUCUACAGAUGCAACUACUGUGAUAAAUGCUUUUCUCAGAAGGGUAACAUGCGAUCACACGUUAAGGCGGUGCAUUUAAAUAUGCGGCCUCACACAUGCGAGCACUGUGGAAAAUCCUUUUCCAGAAUGAGCGUUCUCCGAGUCCACAUCGAUUGUGUUCAUUUGAAUCAACGCCACUACGUGUGUGAAUAUUGUGAUAAAAGGUUUUCUGAGAAGGGCAAUAUGAGAAAACACCUAAAAUCUGUCCAUUCGGAUAAAUCAACGGACGAAAAAGUACUGGUCCCAUGA
Messenger RNA from Dicrocoelium dendriticum, 657 nucleotides. Lineage: Eukaryota; Metazoa; Platyhelminthes; Trematoda; Plagiorchiida; Dicrocoeliidae. The record is from the annotation of a GenBank genome assembly.